This is a messenger RNA of Schistosoma spindalis, 2003 nucleotides long. The record is from the annotation of a GenBank genome assembly. NCBI's taxonomy places the organism in Eukaryota, Metazoa, Platyhelminthes, Trematoda, Strigeidida, Schistosomatidae.
AUGCCAAGAAGUGCUAGAAAUACUAAAAGCAAAACACCAAGAGCCUCAAUAGGCGUUUCGGACUGGGAAUCAAAACUCUGCGACCUCAAUUUGGACGAUGAUGUAUGGAAAAUGUCACUGUCCAUUCUUUCACCAUCACUAUUAGCGGAAAAUGAGAUUAUAUCAAUUUUAGCUGCAAGCGUCGUCAAUGGACAACGUCAAAGAUUCACGGUAAUAACAUACGAAGAUGUCCUAAAUCAGAUUCUCACUCAAUGUAAAACCAAAAGUCAGAAGGAUGCUCCGGAGUUUUUUGAGAUUUGCAAUGUAGCUAAAAACCUAAUUGAUACUGCCAAUGAAUUAAAUCCACAGACACUUUCAAAGGUUUUGAAAUUUAUGUUCAACAACCUAAAAACACUGGACAUUAAGCAGCAGUCAUUAAGAAAAUUAAUUCCAAAGAUUAAUCAUCUGGAAGAUACUAAGAAGAAAGAAAAUCCGAAAGAUAAAAAAUCUGGUGCCAAAGUCAUGAAGUCACAAGAGCCACCAGUAAACAAAGAGAAAAGUAAACUUUAUAAACGUGGAGAAGAAGCAUUAGAAGAGAAAUACCUGGGUGAUGAACCAGAUAAUGGAAUCAAUCGAUAUAUUCUUCUUGUUAAUUUUGAAAAAUGUGGACUUUUAGAAGAGUUAUGUCGUCUAAAAAUAGACAUUCAUAGUAUUAUACGUUUACAUGUAAAUGAUCAAAAACAACUUCAAAUAUUAAUCACCAAACAGAAGGCUGAAAAAAUGUGGGGUUCCAAAGGAUGUGAACAAGAUUUGGAGCAGAUGAGAUCUGAAGAGGAGGCAUUAUUAUUAGCAGAAGAACAAUUAAGACAGUACUGGCGUACAACUAGUAUUCUGAUGCGAGAUCAUGUUUAUGAACGUUUGGGGAAUGUCGCUACGUUAGAUUAUAAUGUCAAAACAGAAUUACUUCCUGAUGACCUUAAUGGGGCGGAAAACAGGGCAUCUUUUGGAGCCACAAUGUUCAAUGAAAUAUCUACUAUUCUGUAUGAUCUGAUAGACUUUAGACGUCAAUGGAAAAACUAUUUAGAACAUAUAAAAGUCAUUCAUUUACCUAUAUGCCCUCCUUUAUUGAAUGAAAAUGAUUCCGCAAAUAGUAACCAACUGUUAAAAAUGUCUAAACCAACAAUCGGUUUACAUCCAGAUAAUAUGGAUAAACCUGCAAUAAAAUCUGAAGAUUGUGGUGAUAUUUUAGCAGAAGACUUCGUUGAUAUGAGGUUUUAUAAUGAAAUACUUCAAGGUUUGCCAAUCGAAAGCACUAGCGUUGAGCUAAUACUUCAUGCCGUAUUAGAACAGGUUACUGCUAAUGAAAAUGAGAUUUUACCACAGGAGGUAUUAAUUGAUGAGAAAUCAAAAAAUGAGGGAUUUGAUCCCAACAUUUCUAGAAAUAUUGCAAAUGAAGUAGAUAAGCUGUUCUUAACUGAAGAAGAGAGAGUUCGCUGAUCAAAUUCUGCCAAUCAAAUUUCACUGUGGCAAUCGGUUUGAAUGACACGUGAUUGAAUCUGACAGGCAGCAUUAAUUUCUUCAAGAUUACAGGUACACUGUGGUAGCUAGUACUAUAGAGCACAAAAACUAGUCAUAGGGUCUCUCACCGAUAACUUCCAACCAUUUUACACAGUAAAUGAUUGUUUGUACAUCAAAACUUCACAAUAUGUGGAGAAAAUACACUACUUUUAUAAAAAGUCAAACAAAAUUCGAAAACUGCACAAACCUGUUCUUCAAGUUUUGUAGCAUCUUUAAAAAUUUUCGCCACACUGUCAUCAAGGAAAUGAAUUCACAACUAAUUAUGUAAUAUUAUACCAUACUAACUGAUCACUGAAUGCAUUGAAUGUGUUUUAAUUAAACACUAUAUGUUACUUAACUACUUAUCAUUUAAAACCCAACAGUGAUGUUCAAAUAAUACUGGAUAACUUUGUAAUGGGUUCAUUUUUAGUAAUACAAAUGAUCUGUAGCAACUAUUUUAAUAAAAU